UCAAACCAGAAGCCAGUCAUGAGGCAAGCUGACGGAGAUAGUUGUAAAUUCUCCCUCAUGAAGCGCUACAGGAAGCCAUAGAGAGUUGGCUAGUGUGCAAUCUUUUGUCUACGGCCUAGUUUUUGUUGUUUUUGUGAUACAGGUUAAAGUCUAAAUUCCAAACCUUGAAUCCAAACGUAUUUGAUAAUCGCCUGAAAGGAUAACGUUUGAUAAAGUUCAUUUGCAUAGUAACAUUUUCAAUAAAACAGACGGACGAUGAUGUUCAUCGGCCGUCAGAAUGUGUCAAAUUUUAUUAAACUGGGCAGACUGCAGAGCACCCUGGUGCUGGCAGAGCACAACAACGAGCACCUUCUGCCCAUCUCGCAGAGCGUGCUGACGGCAGCCAAGAGGCUGGGAGGGGAGGUGUCAGUGUUGGUGGCUGGUUCCAAAUGUCGGGCGGUGGCGGAGCAGGUGGCGAAGGCGGCGGGCGUGGCACGCGUGCUGCUGCUGGAGAGCGAGGCGUUGCACGGCUUCACGGCAGAGGCGGUGACGCCGCUGGUGCUGGCUGCGCACAAGCAGCACGGCUUCAGCCACGUCGUGGCGGGGGCCACGGCGGUGGGCAAGUCCGUCCUGCCGCGCGUCGCCGCCAAGCUCGACGUGUCCCCCGUCACGGACGUCGUGGGCAUCAAGGCUCCCGACACCUUCGUGCGCAACAUCUACGCUGGUAACGCGGUGCUCACCCUCAAGUGCAAGGACCCGGUGAAGGUGGUGACGUUCCGGGGCACCAGCUUCGAGCCGGACCCCCUGGAGGGGGGCAGCGCCCCGGUGGAGGCGGCCCCCGCUGGGGACUACGCCACCGACCUGUCCCGCUUCGUCAGCCAGGAGCUGAGUAAGAGCGACCGCCCGGAGCUGACCAGCGCCAAGGUGGUCAUCAGCGGAGGGCGGGGCCUCAAGUCGGGGGAGAACUUCAAGCUGCUCUACGACCUCGCGGACAAGCUGAAGGCCGCGGUGGGGGCGUCCCGGGCCGCAGUUGACGCCGGCUACGUUCCCAACGACCUGCAGGUCGGCCAGACGGGCAAGAUCGUCGCCCCGGAGCUGUACAUCGCGGUCGGCAUCUCCGGGGCCAUCCAGCACCUCGCCGGCAUGAAGGAGUCCAAGACCAUCGUCGCCAUCAACAAGGACCCCGAGGCGCCCAUCUUCCAGGUGGCCGACUACGGCCUGGUGGCCGACCUCUUCAAGGUCGUGCCGGAGCUCACCCAGAAGCUGCCCUGAGGGGCCUCGCUCGUCCGCUCUGCCGCCCGGCCGUGCAGUCUUCUCCGUGGGAUGGCCAGGCGGUCCCCUUGAUAUUCAGUUGUGCUACAUCCCUUUAAUACAUGCAUGAGAUUUGUGCCGGUGACGACAGAAACUAACCAUACGUACAUUAACAGCGUAAAUAUUUUUUUUUUCCCUUGACAAAAAGAAAACUUGUUAGCUCCUAUAAACUGAAAAAAAAUACUGUAUAACUUGACCUCAGUUCCAAUUAAUAAAAUGACAUUACGGAAUGAUCAGUAUUUGAAGUAAGUCGUAAGGUGCCUCCGCGUGGGUGAUAGUAGUUCACAUGUAGAGAGUUGACUUCUGUCAAGUUGCUGAAGGGACUUUUUAACGUGUCUGUUCGUCGGUUGGAAUCGUGAAUCUUGAAGAUGGUCGUAUCAUUUAUGUGUUCAUGGAUCAGCUUAACUGAGCUGGACCUCUUUUUUUUUUUUUUUUUUUUUGUUUUUUUUAGGGCCUCGUGAACCCUCAGCAACAUUUUAAGUCUUGUCGAAAAUAUUUUGUCUUAAAUAUACUUACAGAAAGUUAAUAUUGUAGUGGGAAAGUGAGCGGAAGAUGGUGCAUUAUAGUUAGUAUCAAGGAGGUGUGCUUUUUACUACUUGGAUAGAAGAUUGACUUUCUUGUGCUUGCGUCCAUUGUUUAUUGAAAGUUAGGAAAUUCCUAUAAUCUUAGAUCUCUGGUUGUAAUAAUAUGUUUUAAAUUUGAACGUGACCCAUAAAUUGAUAACAAACAACAGAAAAUUUCAAAAUUAGUUAUUUUUACCAGUUUUAUUUUAGUUAAUGCAGGCAGGUUUUUUUUUACUCGACAUGUACAAUAAAAUUUGUUUGUAAUCUAUAGAAUGGCAAGUAUAUAUUGGUUUAAUGUGUUGAAUGCUUGUGAAAUCCACUGUAAAAAAAUGGAAUAAUGUUAAUUUAAGAGGAUGUGGAGGGGAAAGAUGUUAGUCAUUGUGAUUUUAAUUUUCUUUUUGUUGCGACUUGGGGAAUGGUACACUGUUGUAGGAUGAUAAUGGUUUUUCACCCUUGAAUUUAUAAUUUUUUGAUGAUUCUAUGAGGAAAAACCAUUACAGCAGGUAAUUGAGAGGAUGAUCAUUGUUAUCACUUACUAUUCAAUAAUAGUUAUUAUGUCUUUAAAAUGUGUAAAAUGCAAGAUGGCCUCCAUCUUCCCUUGCUAUCCCACUGACAGUUGGGACUGUGCUGUGUGUAUGCUUUUUUCAUGUGUUUCAUUCGUCAGGGCGACGACGUUUGUUGGAGCUUAUCAUAUGUCUUGUAUAAGAGAACAUUUCUUGAGAUUUUGUACAACUGUUUUUUAUGGGAAUAUAUCUCUAUGUGAUUGUUUA
This is a messenger RNA of Bacillus rossius redtenbacheri, 2623 nucleotides long. RefSeq names its product electron transfer flavoprotein subunit alpha, mitochondrial (gene wal). Bases 256 to 1251 code for a protein of 331 amino acids. The record is from RefSeq and is a predicted model, not a curated record. Gene Ontology annotation, molecular function: flavin adenine dinucleotide binding; electron transfer activity. Gene Ontology annotation, biological process: fatty acid beta-oxidation using acyl-CoA dehydrogenase. Gene Ontology annotation, cellular component: mitochondrion. The transcript has 6 exons. Lineage: Eukaryota; Metazoa; Arthropoda; Insecta; Phasmatodea; Bacillidae.